Messenger RNA from Lolium rigidum, 678 nucleotides. RefSeq names its product peroxisomal membrane protein PMP22-like. The transcript has 7 exons. Lineage: Eukaryota; Viridiplantae; Streptophyta; Magnoliopsida; Poales; Poaceae. The coding region runs from base 1 to 678 and encodes 225 amino acids. Gene Ontology annotation, cellular component: cytoplasm; membrane. The record is from RefSeq and is a predicted model, not a curated record.
AUGCCUGAUUCGCUGCAGGCCGCUCGUUAUUCAAUCGUGCCGGCCGUUGGCCAUCAUCGUCGUCCAGAGCAUUUCAAUACGCACGACCGACCUACCACCCUGCGAGUGAGUGAGCGCGAGGCCAUGGCGGGGGAGGCGUACAUGCGGCAGCUCCGCGCGCACCCGCUCCUCACCAAGGCAGUCACCUCCGGCGUGCUCGCCGGAUGCAGCGAUGCCAUCGCCCAGAAGAUCGCCGGCGCUAGGAAGCUCCAGCUUAGGAGGCUCCUCGUCAUAACGCUCUAUGGGUUUGCGUACGCGGGGCCAUUCGGUCAUUUCUUCCACAAGCUUAUGGACAGGAUUUUCAAGGGGAAGAAAGGAAGAGAAACUGCAGCCAAUAAGGUCAUAGUGGAGCAACUAACUGCAUCACCACUAAACAACUUGUUGUUCAUGAUAUAUUACGGGUUGGUAGUCGAAGGGAGGCCGUCUGAGCAAGUGAAGAGCAAGAUAAAGAAGGAGUACGCCAACAUCCAGUUGACCUCAUGGAAGUUGCGACCAAUCGUUAGCUGGAUCAACUACGAGUACGUGCCACUCCAGCACCGAGUUCUCUUCGCCAGCUCCGUCGCAUCAUGCUGGGCAGUGUUUCUGAACCUGAAAGCAGCAAGAUCAUCCUCGUUGCCGGCCACUAGCAAGAAUGCAUAA